AUGUCCUCACAAGAGCCUCCCAAAGACACUGAUGCCGAAUUGGAUGCCUUCAGACGACAAUGGCGUGCAGAAGUAGAAUCACGGAACAAGCAAAACACAUCAGCACAACCUAAUCCGACCCGCCAUCACAAGGCCCCUCAUCCCUCGUCCUCUGCCCCGAAGCCUAAGCCGCAACAACAUAAGCAUGAUGAACACGACGAUGAAGAAGAGGUCCAUUCUCAAGUAUACUAUGACUUGCCGGACAAAGAAGCAGAGUUGCGUCUUGACGCCCACGAACAAGCCAUUGCGAGGGGUGCUUUGACAAAAGAACCAAAAUCCGCCCUGGAACACUAUGAAAAGGCUGUCGAGAAAGAGACCAUGGGAAGUCUAGGCGACAGCGUUGCUCUCUACCGAAAAGCUUUCAAGAUGGAUGACAGCGUGCAUGAAAAGUACAAGAACAAGCACUUUCCUCCUUCGGCCUUCCCACCAAAGCCAAAAGCCCCUGUGCAACAAACAAACCCUUCCAAUGCUUCACAGACUGUCUCCGGCACUGCUCAUCACUCGUCCCACGGCAUACCACCAACUCUGUCCGAAUUGGUGGAUCAAUUCUCUCAUCUCUCUAUUCCUGGCGCACCAGCUCCCACAGAUCUUGAUCCACCACCGCCAUGUCCCAUUGCAGAGCUACCAGGCGAAAUUCUGUCAGAGAUCUUGACCUACGCUGCCGUCAAUGAUCUGGCUUCUCUCGCCAAAGUCUCUCUUGUCUGCAAAAGAUUCGCAUACAUUGUCAUGACAGACGAAUCCAUCUGGAAGCGCGUCGCCCAAGGUCCAGAGUUUGGUUUCGGAGGCAUGCAUUACAACUAUGUAUGCAAUCUAAAAGGCGAACCGCUUGAGCCGGAACUUGACGAUGACACGGCCUACUUUUCUGAAGGACAAGAUCAAGACUCGGAUGCAGAAACUCAACUCACAGCGCCUCGUCGUCCUUCUAAAACCACUCCAGAGAUUGAUAACGCAUUACUACAUUCUCUGUAUUCCUCUUCAUGGCGCGAAAUGUUCCGCAAGCGUCCCCGUCUCCGAUUCAAUGGCUGCUACAUAAGUACGGUAAAUUACCAACGCCCUGGUGCGACAAACACUUCCUCGUCGACUUGGGGUACGCCUAUCCUCAUUGUAACAUACUUCCGCUACCUACGCUUCUUCCGCGACGGCACUUGCAUUUCGCUACUCACCACAACCGAACCAAUAGAUGUCGUCCACCAUCUAACCAAGGAAAACAUGCGAUCAUAUGCCGCUGGUUCGCUUCUACCCAACAGCGUCAUGAAAGAUGCUCUACGUGGGCGCUGGCGCCUGAGCGGUCCAGGCAACGAUCCUGCCUCUGAAGUAGAAGGAGAUGUACACAUAGAGACUGAUGGUGUGAUCCCAAAGUAUAUGUGGAAAAUGCAAUUCGGCCUUGGAUCCAGAGGCAAGAAGAGUGCAGGAGGCAAUAAGUUGUCAUGGAAGGGAUUUUGGAGUUACAACCGUCUGACUGAUGACUGGGGUGAGUUUGGCCUGAAGAAUGACAAGGCUUUCUUGUUUAGUCGGGUCAGAGGGUAUGGCAUGGGAUACUAG
Messenger RNA from Aureobasidium melanogenum CBS 110374, 1581 nucleotides. RefSeq lists its product as uncharacterized. Gene Ontology annotation, biological process: SCF-dependent proteasomal ubiquitin-dependent protein catabolic process. The record is from RefSeq and is a predicted model, not a curated record. Gene Ontology annotation, cellular component: SCF ubiquitin ligase complex. Gene Ontology annotation, molecular function: protein binding. Lineage: Eukaryota; Fungi; Ascomycota; Dothideomycetes; Dothideales; Saccotheciaceae. The coding region runs from base 1 to 1581 and encodes 526 amino acids. The transcript has a single exon.